This is a messenger RNA of Hydra vulgaris (swiftwater hydra), 511 nucleotides long. NCBI's taxonomy places the organism in Eukaryota, Metazoa, Cnidaria, Hydrozoa, Anthoathecata, Hydridae. The record is from RefSeq and is a predicted model, not a curated record.
CUAUCCCAAUACAGAGAAAAAAAAGGCUUUAGCACUAAAAGUGAUAAACCGCUUUCCAACCUUAAGAAGUGGUAAUGGUGAUGGUUAUGUAAGUAUUGUUAAGAUGUUUACUUCAGACAGUAUGUUGAAGGGAAAAGUUAAAAAAUAUUCCCCAUCAGGCUAUAUUGAAGAGCGUUUGAAAACGCUGAGAAAACAACUUCCAAUUACUGACAAGCCACACAAGCCGCAUCAGAAGCGCCUAAGAACAGAUGCAGUUGAUCUAGUCAAUGGACCCAUAACAGAGUAUUUUACAGAAGAUGAAAGGGUGCUCACCCAUGAACUUUUAAACGAGACACCUAAAGAGAAUCGCAUAAAAAUUAUUAUGGCAUCAACCUAUGAAAGUCGCAGUCUCUGGGUGACAACCUAUGAAAGUCGCAGUCUCUGGGUGAGGAAAGGAAGACCUCCAAUAAAAACAUUUUUUUCAUCAUUUCCCCCAUUAAGAAAUAUUUACUCAUCUGCGGUAAGCAGAUGA